CUCGGCCGGUGUACAUGCACUUUUUGCUCAAUCUGAGAGCAAUGCUGUCCUGAAAAUAUAUUUCGAGCAUUGCGUGUUCCUAGGCAGCGUCAGGGAUGUCGCAAUUUUCUCUCCCAGCCCAUCUGUCCCCACAGACUGCUCAUCGACAGGGAAGCUCUUUGACAGCCAACUCGCAGCCAUUGCCUCCAAGGCACAGAUGUGGUCCAUUGUUGCGUCGAGGAGAUAUUGGCAACGUACGAGCUCAGGCCAAGAGCAAGAAGACCAACCCUGAUCCCCCAGAUACGCCCAAAGAUGAAAAUCGUCUAGGGGGCAGGGAGUGGCUGCAGCAGCUGCUGUCCAAGUUUGGACCGAUCACAGAGAAGGCCAUGAAUACACACGUUCUCGAUUUCGAGAAGCCGCUCGUCGAGCUGGACAACAGAAUAAAGGAGGUCAGGAAAGUUGCAGAGGAGAACGGAGUGGAUGUCUCGGAACAGGUCAAAGAGCUCGAGGCAAGGGCAAAGCAGCUGCGCAAGGACACAUACACGCGGCUGACGCCGGUGCAGCGCCUGCAAGUGGCGCGGCACCCCAAUAGGCCCACCUUCCUGGACAUCGCGCUGAACAUCAGCGACAAGUUUGUGGAGCUGCAUGGCGACCGCGCCGGCCUGGAUGACCCUGCCAUGGUCUGCGGCCUCGCCUCCAUGGACGGUGUCUCCUUCAUGUUCAUCGGCCACCAGAAGGGCCGCAACACCAAAGAGAACAUCUACCGCAACUUUGGCAUGCCGCAGCCCAACGGCUACCGCAAGGCGCUGCGCUUCAUGCGCCAUGCGGACCACUUUGGGUUUCCCAUCGUCACCUUUGUCGACACCCCGGGCGCCUACGCCGGCAAAAAUGCCGAGGAGCUCGGCCAGGGUGAGGCGAUUGCAGUGAACCUGCGGGAGAUGUUUGGCUUCGAGGUGCCCAUUCUGAGCGUGGUGAUCGGGGAGGGCGGCAGCGGCGGCGCGCUGGCCAUCGGCUGCGCCAAUCACAACCUCAUCAUGGAGCACUCUGUCUACUACGUCGCCUCCCCCGAGGCCUGCGCCGCCAUCCUGUGGAAGUCUCGUGACAAGGCCGCCACGGCAACAGAGGCACUGCGCAUCACAUCGUCGGAGCUGGUGACGUUUGGCGUCAUGGACACGGUGAUCGAGGAGCCGCUGGGAGGCGCGCACGCCGACCCCAUGGGCGCAUUCCCCGCCAUCAAGACCGCCAUCAUGAAAAUCUACAACGACAAGUACGCGAAGCUGUCACCGUCGGAGAUCCGGCUGGACCGCUACGCCAAGUUCCGCAAGCUGGGCAUGUUUGAGGAGUUCCUCGUUCGCGGCGGGCAGUGGCGGGAAGCACGCGCCGCACGCGCUGCCGCGGAGGGUGCGCGCACGGCGGCGGGCACAUGGGCGCCGAAUGCGGAGGAGGCGGAGCUGGUGGAGCUGAUCGUGGACAAGGACGAGGAGUGGGAGGAACGCCUCAAGGGCAAGGAGGCCUGGAUCAACAAGCCCGCCCAGCCGCCCGGCCUCCUGCGCUCCGGCAUCAUGGAGCUGUCGAUCUCGAUGAUCGAGGCGCGCAGGCGGCAGCAGGCCGCGGCCGCGCAGGAAGCCGUCGAGCAGCGCCGCUCAGCCCAGGCCGACAGUGGCGCCCCCGCACAGCUGCCCUCGGGCAAUGGGAGCUCGUACAUUGCGCACAGCGACUCGAAGGAGCGCAACGGUGCCCUGGUGGAAGCUAAGGCUGACAAGUGAGCAUUGGAAGACUAGCCAAAGCUCAGAAGCAACUAAUUUCUUGGGCCAGUCAUGGAACGGCUGAGGAAAGACUGUCGAGGCUAGGCACAGCGCAACGCAACGCAGAAACUUGAGGGCUUAACAAGCUUGCAGCAAGGAAUCUGAGACGAGAGGUGCUGAGGAAGAGGGGCACAGCGAGACCACAUAGCGAUUGGCAAGGUAGCGAGCGAGUACAACAGAAGACAUUAGGCAAGUCAGCAAGCUAUCAAGGACGAGCCCAUACCAGGUUGCUGCUUCUCCCGGCAACAGGGCAGUGGAGACGGCAGGCAUGCGGGGAUAUGAAAUUCUGAGCAUCAGAAUCAAUAUUUCUCUUGUGCGGCGUGCUGCGCCCCAUUGGACAUCUGCAUAGCAUCCCAGCAAGGACGGCCUUUUGCUGCUUACAACCUCUUAGCUACGCAUGUGGGCCCCUGAGUGCUUUGGAUGCAAACUGCAUUGAGCAAGUGAAUUGAGACGCGGUUGAGAGAUCACAUGUACUUUCCUGAGCAGUGUAGACGGCAGUGGUGACAUCUGCUGUCUCCCAUGUAUUUUUUCUUCUUCACAGAGAGCUUGACAUGUUUGCUUGCCAAGAUUUGGUCAUGAUAUGUAUGAGAGAGAUGUCAGGGACAUGUGGAACUGUUGUGACGUUGGUGAGAGGUUUCACUCCUGGAAACGUUCUGAAUGAACAUGAUGUGAGCC
Coccomyxa subellipsoidea C-169 is the source of this 2459-nucleotide messenger RNA. RefSeq names its product alpha subunit of acetyl-CoA carboxylase. The record is from RefSeq and is a predicted model, not a curated record. Gene Ontology annotation, cellular component: acetyl-CoA carboxylase complex. Lineage: Eukaryota; Viridiplantae; Chlorophyta; Trebouxiophyceae; Coccomyxaceae. The transcript is spliced from 10 exons. The coding region runs from base 96 to 1745 and encodes 549 amino acids. Gene Ontology annotation, molecular function: acetyl-CoA carboxylase activity; carboxyl- or carbamoyltransferase activity. Gene Ontology annotation, biological process: fatty acid biosynthetic process.